Messenger RNA from Arabidopsis thaliana (thale cress), 3112 nucleotides. Its product is annotated as Regulator of chromosome condensation (RCC1) family protein. The coding region runs from base 1510 to 2808 and encodes 432 amino acids. The record is from RefSeq and is marked reviewed. The transcript has 5 exons. Lineage: Eukaryota; Viridiplantae; Streptophyta; Magnoliopsida; Brassicales; Brassicaceae.
CUACCACUCAAACCAAGUUUUGGAUGCACACGUCUAUAUACACACAUAACACAUGCAUACAUGUAUUGAUCAUCAUGAUGUUAUAUUCCAUUACAAUCAAACAUAUAUGUGACAUAUAAUCACAAAUUUUCUUAUAAUUUGUUAUGUUAUUUACUGAGAAAGAGAUCUGAUCGCUUUAUAAGUCCGCAUAAAGAGACACCACAACUUUCUUUCUUCUUCAUUCACUUCUAUCAACGCCAAAUUUGCAGACUUUCCCAGGACCAAAAUUAUAUUAAAAAAAAGUUCCUUUUUUCUGAUCAAAUUGUGAAAUUCGCUUGCUUGCUUUCUUCACAGUCAAUUAAUUCUCUAACAAAACAUUCUUCGAUCGUUCGUUUUCAUCUUCUAUGCUUCUCUGAUCAGACACAAGAACACAACCAAAGAAACUCACUAUAGCUUGUCUGUAGAUUCUGAUGUUCGAAUUCUUGUUGUUGAUGAUGAUUGAAUUGAUGAUGAUGAUGGUUUGAUGCAGAUGGGUUUUCAAAAAUCUCAUCUUUUUUCUUAACAAGUAAUCAUUUUUAUCCAUCUCAAGUCUCUGUUGAAUUUUCUAUGAUUUUGUCUCUGAUUGUGAAUCUGGGUAAUGAUCAAACUGUAGUAUUAGUUACUAACAUUUCCCCAAAUGGAUUGAUCUCUCUGAUGUGUUUGUUUGGUCAAUCAAAAUUGAUUUCUGGGUUUUCUGUUGUGAUCAUGGUAAGGUCAAAAGUUUUGAGUUUCCGUGUGCAGAGGAGAAGGAGUAGUCCUUUGCGUGUGACAAACUGUUUUCUUAUUAUCUUCCGUAUCAGAUCCAAUCUUUCUUUAAGAUUCCUUUUUCAUCUUUAUAGAAUAAUUCAUUGUUGAUUCCUACACUUCUCUUCCAAGUUUUCUUCUUUCAUUCUUGGUUGAUUUGAUUUGAUUGAUUCACAGAUUCUUUCUCUGUUCUUCAUUAGUCAAAAGGUUUCACCUUUUCUAGUUUCUGUUUAUAACAAUUGAUUAUGAUUUGGAACCUUACUUAGUUUCUGUUUCUUAUGUAGAUCAAAAAGCUUAGAACUUGUUGAACAAUACUAGAGACUAGAGAAUUUGCAGAUAAUCUGUUUCAAAAAUGGAUGCUACGAGUGGAACUCCGAGUUUACAGUAUAUUAACUUGCCGGAACAAUCUGUUUCGACUACUUCUCCUCCUGUGUCACCAUUUCAGAGGCCAAAACGACAUUGCUUUGGUGACACAACUCCAGGAGAGUUUCCUUUAGCAGCUAACCCUUCCAUUGUCCUACAUGUUCUCACUGAAUGUAGAUUGGAUCCUCGUGACCUCGCUAAUCUCGAGGUUUUGUUUCGAAAAUGUCGGAAAUGUUUUACUGAAAUUUUCGAGGAUUGAUUGUUCUGCUGAUUUGAUUGUUGUUGUUGUUGUUGUUGUUUUAGGCAACAUGCUCGUUCUUUAGCCAGCCAGCAAACUUUGCCCCGGACAUUAACCUAUCACUAUCGGAGCUCGCUGCUCUCGACAUGUGUAAUAAAAGGGUGAUUUUCAAGCCGAUGAAUGAAGAAGAACGUCAAGAGAUGAAACGUAGGUGCGGAGGAUCAUGGAAAUUAGUCCUUCGGUUUUUGCUGGCUGGUGAAGCGUGUUGUCGAAGAGAGAAAUCUCAAGCUGUUGCUGGUCCUGGUCAUAGUGUAGCAGUCACAUCGAAAGGAGAAGUUUAUACUUUCGGAUAUAAUAACUCUGGACAGCUAGGACAUGGUCAUACCGAGGACGAAGCUCGAAUUCAACCUGUUAGAUCAUUGCAGGGAGUUCGAAUCAUCCAAGCAGCUGCUGGUGCUGCUCGGACAAUGCUAAUAAGCGAUGACGGAAAAGUUUAUGCGUGUGGAAAAGAAUCCUUCGGGGAAGCUGAAUACGGAGGGCAAGGGACUAAACCAGUUACAACUCCUCAGCUUGUAACAUCUUUAAAAAACAUAUUUGUAGUGCAAGCAGCUAUUGGGAAUUACUUUACCGCUGUUCUCUCCCGAGAAGGAAAGGUUUAUACAUUCUCGUGGGGCAAUGACGGUAGACUAGGACACCAAACUGAGGCUGCGGAUGUCGAGCCUCGUCCUUUGUUAGGCCCACUCGAGAAUGUACCCGUUGUGCAGAUUGCUGCUGGUUAUUGCUACCUUCUUGCCUUAGCCUGUCAACCAAAUGGCAUGUCUGUUUACUCAGUUGGUUGCGGUUUGGGAGGCAAACUUGGUCAUGGGUCAAGAACAGAUGAGAAGUAUCCUCGGGUCAUCGAGCAGUUUCAGAUAUUGAAUCUUCAACCUAGGGUAGUUGCAGCGGGUGCUUGGCAUGCCGCGGUGGUAGGUCAGGAUGGAAGAGUGUGCACUUGGGGUUGGGGAAGAUAUGGAUGUUUAGGUCACGGUAACGAGGAGUGUGAAUCAGUCCCUAAGGUUGUUGAAGGUCUAAGCCAUGUCAAAGCAGUUCAUGUCGCAACAGGAGACUACACUACUUUUGUGGUCUCAGACGAUGGUGAUGUUUACUCGUUUGGCUGCGGCGAAUCCGCUAGUCUCGGUCACCAUCCAUCCUUUGAUGAACAGGGUAAUCGACAUGCAAACGUGCUAAGUCCAACGGUAGUAACAUCGCUAAAACAAGUGAACGAGCGGAUGGUCCAGAUAAGUCUAACGAACUCCAUAUACUGGAACGCUCAUACAUUUGCGCUCACGGAAUCGGGGAAGCUAUUCGCGUUUGGUGCAGGCGAUCAGGGUCAGCUUGGAACAGAGCUUGGUAAGAACCAAAAAGAAAGGUGUGUACCGGAAAAAGUGGAUAUCGAUCUCAGCUAGCUAGCUGACUUAUGUGGUUUGGUUGGUAAGAAACUACGUUUGACAUCAAGGAAACAAAAACGCAAGAAAAUUUGCGUUUGCUUUUUAUGUUCAUAAGACUUGGAAGCUUGUACAAAAAGGGGAAUAACAUAAACUUGUCUUUAACAUUUCAUUGUAUAGGGUUUUUAGAUUAUUCUAAUUGUUCAUUGGUUAAGUUUUAGGUUAUGUUGUUAAUAAUUAUCAAAUAAUUUCAUUAAAUCAAAUUAUUGUCAGAUUCAAUUUCUACCAAAUUUUUAUUUUAUUUUCUGUUUUCAUAUUUGUUGGG